Molecule: messenger RNA, 1629 nt
Organism: Trichosurus vulpecula (common brushtail)
Lineage: Eukaryota; Metazoa; Chordata; Mammalia; Diprotodontia; Phalangeridae
Product: zinc finger protein 883-like
Exons: 6
Coding region: 1-1629 (542 amino acids)
Biological process (GO): regulation of DNA-templated transcription
Source: RefSeq, a predicted model, not a curated record
AUGGGUCUUGCUAUCCCUUACCUUGUGACCAGCCUUCUGAUGAGUCUAACACUUUCCCGAAAGGGGAGCACAGGAGCGGAACUGAUGGCAGCUCUUCUUCUGACAGCCAGGCCCCAGGAGUUGGUGACAUUUGAGGAUGUGGCUGUGUAUCUCACAAAAGAGGAAUGGGGACAACUGGGCCCUGCUCAGAGGAGGCUCUACAGGGACGUGAUGCUGGAGAAUUUUGAGAAUGUCAUUUCACUGGAAUACAGUCUGGCUGGGACAGAGCUCUGGGGCGGCUCUGGGUCGGUUCUAAGACCAAAUGGCCACAUGUGGCUUCCUUUCCCACGAGCAGGAUUUCCUGUUUCCAAACCUGACCUGAUCUCCCAGCUGGAGCGAGGGGAAGUGCCAUGCUUGCCAGAUCUGCCCAGAACUGAGGUUCCAGAAAUCCAUGGUGCUAAGAGCUCUGUGACUGAGAAAGAGGCAUCUAUUCCACAGCAGGAAGUUGGUGAAGAAGUGAAAACCCAGGGAAUAUUGUCAGCAGGCUCCCCAAAGGGGAUUCACCAGGACUCUCUAGUUGGAGGACACUGUGAUAUUGAGGGUGGGUUAGGGCAGCAGCAGGGAAACCCUGUAGGAGAUAGGUCCCAGCCAUCUGAUUCAUGUGGCAGCCUCACAGAUAAUUCAGAUUUUUCACAGCAACACCAGAGACAGGAGCAAAGAGUAGAGAAUCCCUAUGAAUGUAAAGACUGUGGGAAGGCCUUCAGACUUAACAUAGAACUUAUUCAGCAUGAACGAAUACACAGUGGCGAGAAACCCCAUGAAUGCGAGGAAUGUGGGAAGGCCUUCAAGGGACACUCAGAGCUUAUUGAACAUGAGAGAAUUCACAGUGGAGCAAAACCCUAUAAAUGUAAGGAGUGUGGGAAAGCCUUCAGGAGGAGCUCAGGCCUUAGUAGACAUAGGCGAAUUCAUAGCAUAGUAAAGCCCUAUCGAUGUAAUGAAUGUGGGAAGUCCUUUAAGAGGAGUACAGGCCUUAGUCAACAUCAGAAAGUUCACAGUGGAGAGAAACCCUAUGAAUGUAAUGAAUGUAGGAGAGCCUUCAAAGUUAGCACACACCUUAUUCGGCAUCAGAGAAUUCAUAGCGGUGAGAAGCCUUUUGAAUGUAAUGACUGUAGAAAAGGCUUCAGGGAACAUUCAGACCUUAUUAAGCAUCAGAGAAUUCAUACUGGAGAAAAACCCUAUAAGUGUGAUGAAUGUGAUAAAGCCUUUCGGGGGCAAUCUGGCCUUCUUGAACAUCAGAGAAUUCAUAGUGGAGCAAAACCAUUUGAAUGUAUUCAGUGUGGGAAGGCAUUCAGAAGGAGUUCAGAACUUACCAAACAUCGGCGAAUUCAUACGGGAGAAAAACCCUAUGAAUGUAAGGAAUGUGGGAAGCCUUUCAGGGGACCUUCAGACCUUAUUAAACAUAGGAGAAUUCAUAGUGGAGCAAAACCUUAUGAAUGUAAUGAAUGUGGGAAAACCUUCAGGAGGAGUUCAGGUCUUAAUCGACAUCGGAGAAUUCAUAGUGGAGCAUCACUCCAUGGAUGUGAUGAGUGUGGGAAAGCCUUUAGGAAGAGUUCAGCCCUUUACAGACAUCAAAAAAUUCACAGUUGUUAG